AUGCCCCUGAUCGUACUCGCGCAGAAGUUCGUGGCUACCUUGCUACAAAAAAACGGACUCGACAUUGCUCUCGCUGACGAGCUACAAAGAUCAUUUGCAUGGAUCCCUCCCCUCGCAACAGACUCUGAUGACCAGGAUUAUCUUGCGGGUCCGGAAUCAAUUACAGAUGAGGAGUUGGUGGAUGAAUUUGAAAGAUUCGAGCGCGAGACGCGGGAGGCUGGCCAAGCUUUGUUUGCAGGUGAUGUGCCGGAUGUUCUGGAUGGCGGCCUCGUUGACUGGAGUGAGCUAGAAAGGGUUAACAAAGGUAUCACACCAACUGGCUUCGUUAAAGAGACUGAGGUACUCAAUCGAAGCUCAAACGAUGUAUCAGGGUGGAAUGUUGAUGCACUUUUGAUGUCAGAAGGCAUAGCCUCGAUGUAG
Molecule: messenger RNA, 420 nt
Organism: Suillus fuscotomentosus
Lineage: Eukaryota; Fungi; Basidiomycota; Agaricomycetes; Boletales; Suillaceae
Exons: 2
Coding region: 1-420 (139 amino acids)
Source: RefSeq, a predicted model, not a curated record